CCGUGGUGCGCAAAACCCUCGCCUUAUCUAAAAGCUAUUUUCACUUGCUGAAGAACGCAAAAUUUUUUUGCCAAACUGUUGCUCCAACAAUGGCCUCUUCUUCCUCACUCUCUGCCACUCGCACCUCUCUUCCUUCUUCCUCCUCCUCAUCAUCCUCCAAAUUCCCAUUUUGCCCCAAAUCGUUUUCCCAAUUUACAUCUCCCCAACCCAUUAUAUCUUUCACCCACAGCCUUAGACCUUUUCCUUCUAAAUCAAAACCUCUGUUUGGCCUAACAAGAACCCACAAAGGCCUAGCCGUCAAUGCCCAGACACUGGACUUCUCGGGCUCAUUCUUCGAGGGUGGUUUCGGGUCGGAGGACGACCCGCCAUCUCCGCCCGGGCCGGGCCUGAUUGCCGUGGAUGACAAAGAGGAGCCUCAAUGCCCACCUGGGCUCAGACAGUACGAAACAAUGGCGGUUCUGAGGCCAGACAUGUCCGAAGAUGAGCGUCUUGCACUUACCCAGAAGUACGAAGAGUUGCUUGUUGCUGGAGGAGGCAUGUAUGUUGAGGUAUUCAACAGAGGGGUCAUUCCACUAGCCUAUAGCAUCAGGAAGAGAAACAAAGCUGGAGAGACUAAUACUUACUUGGAUGGUAUCUAUCUUCUCUUCACCUACUUUACAAAACCUGAGUCCAUUGAAGUUCUUGACCAGACACUGAAAACAGAUGAUGAUGUCAUCCGAUCAACGAGUUUCAAAAUAAGGAAGAGGAAGUAUUAGUUUUGGUUUUAUUUCAUUUUUUCUAGUUCUCGAAGGAAGACAUAUAUUGCAAAGAUAAGUUACAUGUACCAUGUAAUAUUAUAUGUACUGGAUCUGACUUCUUUCCCUAUUCAAUUUGUUUUUGUAAACAUAGUUGGUUUAAUGAGAAAAGAAGGACAAUUUCAGUUGCUAAAA
Ziziphus jujuba (common jujube) is the source of this 929-nucleotide messenger RNA. RefSeq names its product small ribosomal subunit protein bS6c. The record is from RefSeq and is a predicted model, not a curated record. Gene Ontology annotation, cellular component: ribosome. The transcript has 2 exons. NCBI's taxonomy places the organism in Eukaryota, Viridiplantae, Streptophyta, Magnoliopsida, Rosales, Rhamnaceae. Bases 90 to 755 code for a protein of 221 amino acids. Gene Ontology annotation, biological process: translation. Gene Ontology annotation, molecular function: small ribosomal subunit rRNA binding; structural constituent of ribosome.